Messenger RNA from Dacryopinax primogenitus, 1442 nucleotides. RefSeq lists its product as uncharacterized. The record is from RefSeq and is a predicted model, not a curated record. The transcript has a single exon. Lineage: Eukaryota; Fungi; Basidiomycota; Dacrymycetes; Dacrymycetales; Dacrymycetaceae. The annotation marks the transcript as partial.
CCAUCUCGCCCGGAUUCCAGCAUAAGCACUAGCACAAGUAUGAGCACCGCCGGCGGUAUAUUCUCCUUCUCUCGCCUCGGACGGCAGCCAUCAGCACAGCCAAGCCCGAUGCAAACCGAGAGAGCCUUCGACGCUAUCGUUCUAUUCCUGCCUAGCAAUUGGCUCGCUAUAGCCGGUGCCAGUGCAGGCACAAGCGACUUCGAGAUGCGCGCCAAUGCGUCGCAUGCGCUGAUGAAGCUUGCAAUCUUGGUUAGUACGCUGUCGGCCCCUUUCUUGGUAGGCAAGCGGGAGCAAGAGGCUAUCAGGGCCGGUAUGAGUGCUGGCGGUGUGAGCGCCGGUGGGAUCGACGACCGAAGGAGGAGCGGCGAGUCGAGCGUAUCUAGUCUUCUCAGGCAUGACCACGACUCUCCCGGCGAGAAACGCGGCAUGCUUGGGAUCCUCCGGCCGAAAAUGCGCAAGCUCUCCGCCUCGUCGUCUACGUGUCGUCGGCCACCACCGCUACAGCUGACGCGCUCAGUAUCCAACAACUCGGCCAUAAGUACCGCAGCAAGCGGGAGCGCGCUGACCAAUUCCCUUUCCUACGAUUUCUCUGCAUCACGCCCCCUUAACAGGCUCCGUCUCCCCGCUCAGCUGGUACACGUCCUCCCCGCAGGGCUGGACAUGCAGACGCAGGCGACCCUCGCCCGCUCGCUUGACGGGUUCCUUGCCUCCUUCUCUUUCCCCCUACCUGCUUCCUCAGCCAGAGAAGCCCCAGACUCGCCAGGAGGCCUGGCCCUGCGUACCGUUCACACCUGCCUCCUCCCGCUCGGCGCCCUCUCAGACCCCCUCCCCCUUCCAGUAACAAGCGCGAUCCGGCUCGUCCAAGCCGAGCAGAAGUUUUCCCCUCUUGAGCUGCUCGUCGCCGGCUGUCUGCUGCCCCCGGUAGGGCGAACGACCCGGUGGCUCCCCUCCCUCCACCCCCCCGACACUAUCCUCUCACACAACUCGAAUUCCGCCCUUUCACCUAGUCCGACGCUUAGUCUUUCCCCUAUCCCUUCGGCCUCUAUCCGUACCCCUCCCACAGGGUCGACGGAUAACGAGCCCAGUCCGCUGCUGAGCCCCUCCAACCCCCUGGCAAGGCUGACCAUACCCAUCCGGAGUCAUGUGCUCCAUUCCCGCGCUGAGGAGAUGGGGAAACACAGGAGUGGGCACAGGGACAGGCGCGGCUGGAUGGGAAGGGACGAGGAUGGUGUCAUGCCCCAGCCUGAUGAGAGCAGGGGGUCGUGGGACGGUGGAAAGGAGCGAGGGGUUGGGAAGAAGGAGGAGCCGGAGGAAGUGAAGACGCCUUCUACGGGUGGGAGCGUCGCUACGGUCAGGAAGCGUAGGUGGGGAAGACAGUACUGAUCGCCUUGUGGAGGGAGCUUCCGUCGGUGGUUGUUGUAUCACUAUGCCUUUCCUCUUCG